GUAAAAAUGCUCACGUCAACGUCAAGAAGGAAAUCUUGAAAACAGCAUGGGAAAAAAAUCACUCGUCACUUAAUAAGGGAAUCCCAAUAAGAUUAACAGCUGAUUUCUCAGCAGAAACAAUGGAGGCCAGAGGGUAGUGGAAUAAUAGCAUAUUCAAAGUGCUCCGCCUGAACCACGGUUAAUCAAAAAUCCUAUAUCCAGAAAAGUUAUAUUUCAAAAACAAAUGCUCAGAUUCCCUCUGAGUUCCAGGUUGAUGGAGGUGACUUCAUGGUCGACAUGUCUAUUUGGAUGUCCCAGGGGAAUUCAAACCCACGAUUUCCCAAGCUGUCCUCAUCAUCUUCCCCACCCCCAUAAUAAGUGUGUUCCUUCCUCCAUGCUCUCCAGCUCAGUGCAUGGGCCACCCUCCACCCAGGUGCUCAUUCCAGACUCCUUCUCCCAUAGUCCCAGGCCCCAAACACACAACCCCACAUCUCUCUGUUGCCUUGCUUCACCCCAUUUCUUUCAACAGCCUCUCAACUGCUCUGCUUGCAUACACGCUUACCCCCUUUCUGACCCCUGGCCCCCACAGGAUCAAGAAAGAUUUUCCUUAAAUGCUCUGAAAGCUGCUCUGUGAGUAGGGACGAGGUUUAGUUGAUGCGAACAGAGAAGUAUUGGUGCAGCUAUCCACCAGCCAGCACGCUGCCUCUCCCACCCCACAUGGGACCCUUCAGGGCCAGGGGUGCAGUGAGAGGUCUGUCUCUCAAGGACUGAACCAUGGAGUCACACACAGUUGGGAGGUUAGUGGGGAAUAAGGUGUAAAAACAUUUGGGCUAAACCUUGAAAAUACUACGCUGGUGGGGGAAAGGAUAAACUGGGAGAUUGGGAUUGACAUAUACAUGCUACUAUACAUAAAAUAUAUAACUAAUAAGGACCUACUGUAUAGCACAGGGAACUCUACUCAGUACUCUGUAAUGACCUAUAUGGGAAUAGAAUCUAAAAAAGAGUGGAUAUAUGUAUAACUGAUGUACUUUUCUGUACGGCAGAAACUAACACAACAUUGUAAGUCAACUAUACUCCGAUAAAAAUUUUUUUAAAAACCUAAAAAAGGAAAAGAAAAUAUUAUGCUGUGAAGUAAGCCAGACACAAAAAGACAAAUACUGUAUGAUUCAAUUUAUAUGGGGUACUUGGAUGUAGUCAGAUUUAUAGAGACAGAAAGUAGAAUUAACAGGGGCUGGCGGGAGACGAGGGAGGAAGAAUUAGUGUCUGAUGAGUACAGAGUUUUUUCUUGGAGGGUAUGAAAAAGUUGAGGUGGGGGGUGGUGAUGCUUGCACAACAGUAUGAAUGUACUUAACGCCAUUGAAUGGUACACUGAAAAAGGGUUAAAAUGGUAAGAUUUAUGCUAUGUAUAUUUUACCAUAGCAAUAAAACAAUUGCUACUGACAAAAUAUAUAUAUAUAUUUGGGAUUGAUAGAGUGAGCGAGGAGAAGGCUGGAGGGAGGCGGAUGGCAGCCUGUCUGUGCUCUGACAGGACUAAGGAGGAGCUCUGUCCAGUGACCUUAGAAGGAAACCAUGCCAAGCUUCCAACUGGCUGUCCCUCAUUGGAAACACAUCAGCCAGAGGCCUGCAUGCCUCCCCCUCGUGUGUGACUGUUCCCCCUCUCUGCCCUCACAGUGGUAGCUGGCCAGUGUGGGGAAUGAAGAGGAGGCAGCUUUGCUCUGGAGCUCUACAAACUGGGAGCCAGUAAGAAGGCGAUUUGAGCUGGGAGGGACGAUUGCUCCAGGGCCCGCCCUACCACAGCCUUGGGCCCUCCGCCAUAAAUAUCUUCAACAGGUCUGCGUGGGCACUAGGCAGCUCCACCCUGGCUGGAGCCAGCCUCUAGAGUUCAGGUCUAACCUAGGUUGCAGCUGGGGGUCUGCCUGCUGGAUUGCCGCCUGAACAACCCGGCUUAUCGUCAUGGCACCUUCACCCUGGGCAAACGAGAUAGUCAGCCUUGGAUCCGUAAACCUUCCCCCAUUCCAUUCACUGCUGGCUGAAUCCUGUGACUUGGGACAAUUCUGGGUCAGACCCAGGGAGUAACUCAGGGAAAUUACAUUUUUAAGGGCUUGGAAGGAAAGAAAAGGGGACCGAGGGGAAGGUCAGGGAUGAUUCUAGGCCCUUGAGGAGCCAUGCUAGUUUUCUGAGAAAAUGUGUUUCUUCGGAGAAAUGAAUAUCCCAGAGAGGAGUCCAGAACUGACUCUAUCAUUAUUCCAGAUACAGGAACUUCCUAAUUCCCACAAGCCUGACACCAACAGGAGUACCCUUUAUGCCACCUUAAAGCAUGGCUGCCGCUGGAAGAGCAGAGCUACCUGAAGAUUAUUCCAGGCCAGUGAUGCCCUCACUUUCCAGUGAUGUGCUCACCUGUAGCUAGUGAGGCCAGAGCAGGGUCAGAGCCCGUGUCCCUUGACUUCCAGCCCAUUGUCUGUCUAUAUACCCUUAUUACUCUUAGCUCUUCCAUUUACAUCUAGUGGCUUGAGGAUUUGUCCUGGGCUAGCACUGCCCUCUUGUCAGGUAUCUCCACAAUUUUUUUUUUUUUUCCUGCAGCCGAUACUCGGUAAAACAAGAAUAAAAUGAAUGACAAGAAGGUCUCCUUCAUGAUGGGCAUCUUCUGUAUCCUCAACACCAUCCAGUUCCUCAUCUUUGAAGUGAACGAGGUUGCAUACAUCGGCUAUGAGGACAGCUUCAGCAUCUACAAGGAGACAAAGUCUGAGCUAGUCUCUUGGGUCACGACCUACAAGAAGCACAUCAACAUCUGCCUAUCCACCAUCACCCUCAUGGUCAGCUCCUUGUUCCUCUAUUACAUCCACAUCAGCAACUACGUGGGGCUGCUGUGCUACACCAUGUGGAUCAUCACCUAUGAGCUCCUCAGCUUCUCCGUGGUCCUGCUCACCAACGGGACCAUCAAAGAGCAGUUCAAGGAGCUGAGGUACUUGCACUUGAUUUUCCAGGUCUCCCGAAUGAUUCUGCACUUUUUCUGUCUGCCCUUCGUCACCAGGUAUGCGUACUCCCUUUACAAGGACCUCAAGACUUUAAGCAAGAUAGGCCGCUGCAAACGCUCCUCUGUCAGUACAUUUGACACCUGGCCACCUGUCGGGCUGGGAACCUUGUGCCGCAAGUUAAACUAAACUGUGCCAGGAAGAAGGGAGAGAGAGGGACAGCGCUCCCCAGCGGAGGCUCCCCCUUCCCUGCCUGCUUUCUGCUGAUUCUCCUUGCCUUUUCCGGGUUCUCGAGUUCUAUGCACUUAAGAAUGACCCUUGGGGGAGGGAGGGUUGCGUGGAUCAGUUAUUGUACAUGUGUAUUUGUGACUUGUUUUGGCAUUUAAUUAUAGACCGUCUUUGUGCUUACUUAACCAUCUCAUUGGUGUAUCCUGUUGUCUCUCAUUGUACCCUCCUCUCUGCACAUCCUUAGUUUCUGUGGAUUGCCCCACUCAUGCCUGGUUCUGCUGAAUCCUUUAUGAGCAGUGCUAUUUGAUAGAAAUCUCUGUGCUGAUGGAACCAUUCUACAUCUGUGCUGUCUACUAGCCACAUGUGGCUACUGAGCACUUGGGACAUGGUUAUUACAAUCUAGGAAUCAAAUUUAAAAUUUUAUUUGGUUUUAAUUACUUUCAGUUUCAAUAGCCACAUGCGGCUGGCUUGUGGCUACCAUGUCGCAGAGCACAGUAAUCUGGGGCCUCAUUCUACUCCUGCGUAUAACUGUAGACCCCCUUUCCAACUUCAUGCAUCACUCUGCUUUCCUCAUAAUGUUCAGAAAGUAGUUCCUCACGUUGGUUCAUAACACGGCAAGAAGAAUCCCCAUUUAAGAAAGUUCCAGGCUUCCCUGGUGGCACAGCGGUUAAGAAUACACCUGCCAAUGCAGGGGACACGGCUUCGAGCCCUGGUCUGGGAAGAUCCCACAUGCCGUGGAGCAACUAAGCCCGUGCGCCACAACUACUGAGCCUGCGCUCUACAGCCCGCGAGCCACAACUACUGAGCCUGCAUGCCUAGAGCCAGUGCUCUGCAACAGGAGAAGCCACUGCAAUGAGAAGCCCGUGUACCACAAUGAAGAGCAGCCCCUGCUUGCCGCAGCUAGAGAAAGCCCGUGCCCAGCAACGAAGACCCAGUGCAGCCAAAAAUAA
Molecule: messenger RNA, 4129 nt
Organism: Kogia breviceps (pygmy sperm whale)
Lineage: Eukaryota; Metazoa; Chordata; Mammalia; Artiodactyla; Physeteridae
Source: RefSeq, a predicted model, not a curated record